CCUGAUGUAACAUUGAUGUCUUUGCAGUGACCUGAAGUGGCUUGGGCUUGUUUAAGCUGGGAGAUGUGGAGUGGACUAUUGCCUCCAGGAUUGAAUGAAAGCGAUGUUGACUUAAGUUCUGAUGAUGGAGAUGGUUCCUUCUCGAAGGAAGAUGGGAAAGAUGCUGGAGGAGUUCAGGUUCCUGAAUUGCAAGAGAAUGGACCUGAAAGUAAUGCCACCAGGGAGCCCAUUGUGAUAUCUGCAAUACCUGAAGAAAAUGAAUCUCAGCCAUGCCCUUCUGGAAUUUCUUUACAUACAUGGAAUAAAUUUCUGGAGCUCCAGAAGAAAAGCCAUGAAAUGAAAACCCAAUCGAAACAGGAAAGCAAAGGCCGGAAAAGAAAGCGCCGCAGAAAAGGAAAACAGAAACAGAGCGAUGAAGCAACUAAGAGUAGCCAACAGCUGGCAAAUGAAGGGAAAUGGAAAGAACUUACACAAUACUUUGGAAUCAAUGAUAGAUUUGAAUCACCUGUGGAUAGCAGGGCUCCCCAAAAGUCUGGCCUUGAACUUAGCAUAGAGAAGUCUGUGGCUGAAGGUGACAUUGAUAAGGCUGAGGAGCUGAGUGAUAGAUUAGCUGCUCGUGAGCUUGGUGUGAAAAUUGCCAAAGCUGUUGCUUGCCGCAACUUUGUAAAAGCCAAGCAAGAAGCAGAGGCUGCCCAAGAAGCUCAAAAGAAAAAGAAGCUUGCUUGGGGAUUUGAAGCCAAGAAAAGAUGGGAGACAAAGAGCAACAUGGGAUACAUGUAAUCCAUCCUGUUUUCCUCAGGACUUAAAUACCUGUUUUUACUUGAAUCUUUGUGGGCAACUUCUUAAAUCUAAACACAAAAGGAACCCCAAAACGAACCCAAACAUAUCAAAUUCCUUGUGUUUCUCUUAAUACUGUUAGACUGCAGCAUCUUUUUUAUUUUGUCUUAUAAUGCUGUAAAAUAUUGUCUAGACACCAGUGCUAUGUUAAAUAAAGUAUUUUUCUCCAAUAUAUGAAAAUUUAAGAUUAGGCAUUGCAGAAUGCAUUUGGAGUCUCAUAGAGAAUUCUGAAGAUGGAGUAAAAUACUUGGUCCAAGUAUUUUAUGUGGUCUGUGCUGCACUGCAGUUGUAAUGCUUGCGUGUAGGGAGUGGGAUAAGCUUUCCUGCUGAGAUUAUACAAACUUAAUGCAGUAAGUGCUACGUUUCUGAUUGCUUGAAAGUGUGUGUUUGUACCACUAAAUACAGAAUAGCAAAACCA
Neopsephotus bourkii (Bourke's parrot) is the source of this 1255-nucleotide messenger RNA. RefSeq names its product family with sequence similarity 204 member A (gene FAM204A). Bases 64 to 780 code for a protein of 238 amino acids. Lineage: Eukaryota; Metazoa; Chordata; Aves; Psittaciformes; Psittacidae. The transcript is spliced from 7 exons. The record is from RefSeq and is a predicted model, not a curated record.